GUGUAUCUGCGCUGACAUGUCUUGCAUUUAGACAGAUUUGGACUAUUGGAUCUCCGAGAUUAAUUUAUCCAACACUCUAUAUUCAAUACAGAGGUUAAACUCUGUGCGUCUGGACAGCCAUUCUAUCACUGAUAAUGGAUGCCACAUCAGCAACUGGAGUUCUUCAUCCCUACUGGCCACGGGACCUUUUGAUUCCCACCUAUGUGGCCAAUGACCGAUCUAUGUCAGAGAUUCUGGUGUUCCUGUUUUCUGUGUCUGGGGUGUUUCUGCUUGUGACCUGGCUGAUCACCGGACAGAACGGGACCACCGGCCGGCUGGGGGCUUGGAGGCGUCUGGCUGUGUGCUGGUUCGCCGUUUGUGGUUUCAUCCAUGGCGUCAUAGAGGGAUGGUUCUCACUGUAUUAUGAUAUUAUUCCAGGAGACCAGAGCUUCCUGUCACAGCUGUGGAAAGAGUACUCCAAAGGAGACAGUCGAUAUGUAAUAGCGGAUAACUUCACUGUCUGUAUGGAGACUGUGACUGCAUGGUUAUGGGGACCUUUCAGCUUUUGGGCUGUGUACGCCUUCUUAACUAAGAAGUCCUACAGAUUUGUUCUGCAACUCAUCAUUUCAUUAGGUCAGCUGUACGGAGCAGUGCUUUACUUCUACACAGAGCACAGAGAUGGUUAUGCUCACAGUGAGUUGGGACACCCGGUCUACUUCUGGUUCUACUUUGUGUUCAUGAACGCGCUGUGGAUCAUCAUACCGCUUGUGCUCAUUGUGGAUGCAUGGAGACAGCUGUCAGCCGCGCAGACACACACGGACAACACGAAGUCUAAGAGGAAGUGACAACAGGGAGAGUUUACUGUGGGACUGUAGGGCAAUUACUACAUGAGGCACAAGGGAAAAGACCACUUGGGAAAGCGCUACGUUCAAAGAUGGAACAUAAUAAAUGAAUUAUUGUUUGGAGUUGGUUAUAGUGUGUCCUGUUGUGCCUGUAGAAUUAUCACUUAAUUUUAAAGUGCAAUUUGUUCCUUGUGUUUACAACAAUAAAGCUUUUAUUUUUGUUCAAUAA
This is a messenger RNA of Anarrhichthys ocellatus (wolf-eel), 1050 nucleotides long. RefSeq names its product EBP cholestenol delta-isomerase (gene ebp). The coding region runs from base 135 to 824 and encodes 229 amino acids. Gene Ontology annotation, molecular function: steroid Delta-isomerase activity; cholestenol delta-isomerase activity; C-8 sterol isomerase activity. The record is from RefSeq and is a predicted model, not a curated record. Lineage: Eukaryota; Metazoa; Chordata; Actinopteri; Perciformes; Anarhichadidae. The transcript is spliced from 5 exons. Gene Ontology annotation, cellular component: endoplasmic reticulum; membrane. Gene Ontology annotation, biological process: cholesterol biosynthetic process.